Messenger RNA from Harpegnathos saltator (Jerdon's jumping ant), 2353 nucleotides. It is a transcript of the gene Septin4, whose product is annotated as septin 4. The transcript is spliced from 9 exons. The record is from RefSeq and is a predicted model, not a curated record. The coding region runs from base 491 to 1576 and encodes 361 amino acids. Lineage: Eukaryota; Metazoa; Arthropoda; Insecta; Hymenoptera; Formicidae. Gene Ontology annotation, molecular function: GTP binding.
UCGCAGUGCGCGACCUAAUCAAUCGCUGCGACGCUGCACCGUCGCGCCGGUCAAACGGCCGUUGGUGUGUCGAGCAAUCAUUUCCGUUCUUCCGCCGCUGUAACGGUUAGAGAGACCGGCGAGAGAGCACUGAUAACGUCGCUAUUUAUUCCGCACGCGCGCCAUGCGCGCACCGGGUCUACCGCUCUCGGCUCGCACGUUUAACCUCUUCAGCGUGCAGCCUCGGGCGCACCGUAGGAGCGCGAACUUAUUGAUCGGUCGGUCGACAGUGCGCCAGCGCAAGUCGACCGGACGAAGAGGGACAUUCACGUACGAGUCGCCCUCGGCCGUAGUGUUUAACCGUCGUCUGGUUGCUGUUAUGCCCGUCACACCGAAGCGUCCUUAGAUGCUGCCGUCAUGUCUGGUGUAAGACAGGGAUUAUAUCGGAUUCGCAACGCUGCCGGAGCAAGUGCACAGAAAAUCAGUGAAGAGGGGCUUCGAGUUCACCCUGAUGGUGCUGGGUGAAACCGGUCUCGGCAAGUCGACGCUCAUUAACAGCCUCUUUCUCGGAGAUCUAUAUAAAGACCGGCGAAUUCCGGAUGUGGCAGAGCGCGUGGCUAAGACUACCUCUAUCGAGAAGAAAACAAUGGACAUAGAGGAGCGCGGCGUGCGGCUCCGUUUGACGAUCGUAGACACGCCAGGAUUCGGCGAUGCGGUAAACUGCGAGGACACGUGGAAAGCUUGUUCGGCAUACAUCGACGAACAAUUUCGCCAGUAUUUUACAGACGAAAGUGGAUUAAACAGAAAAAAUAUUCAAGAUAAUAGAGUACACUGCUGCCUAUACUUUAUACCACCGUAUGGCCACGGCCUCCGGCAAAUCGACCUCGAGGUAUUAAGGCGUUUACAUCGGAAAGUGAACGUGGUUCCCGUAAUAGCGAAAGCAGAUACUUUAACCACUCACGAAGUGAAGAAACUGAAAGAACGCAUUUUAGCGGAUAUUGAGGAACACGAAAUUCAGAUAUAUCAAUUCCCGGAUUGCGACAGCGACGAGGACGAGGAAUUUAAGCAACAGGAUAAAGAAUUGAAGGCGUGUAUACCUUUCGCGGUUGUCGGGAGUUCGACAGUGCUCGAAGUUGCUGGGAGAAAAGUUCGCGGCCGGCAAUAUCCAUGGGGCGUAGUGGAAGUUGAGAACCCGAAGCACAGUGACUUUGUCAAACUAAGGACGAUGCUAAUAUCGACGCAUAUGCAAGAUCUAAAGGACGUCACGCAGGACGUUCAUUAUGAAAAUUUUCGGGCCCAAUGUAUUUCUCAAAUUUCACAACAAGCGAUCCGGGAACGGAGGUAUUUACGCAUUAAAUUAAAACGAGAUUCCGGGCCGCACUUCGAAAACAGUAUAUCCGACACGGACAGGUUACUCCUGCAGAAGGACGAAGAGAUACGAAGAAUGCAGGAUAUCCUAGCGCAAAUGCAAGAGAAACUUAAAGCCACCGGUCAGGUCGGUGGUGGUGUUGGAUUGAGAGGUCGAGUUGGUAGCCUAGGCAACGAUUUGGACUCAGCGGACGUGGAGAAAAAACGGAACAGUAUUAUAGACGUUUAAAGUAGAUUAUCCUCGGGGUAUAUUCAAAACACAGGGUUUACCCGAGAGGUCUGUACAUAUUUCAUUUGAUUUUCAGUUAGCUAAAUUUCUUGAGUACUUGAGUAUACGAGAAAAUUCACAAAAUCACUUCAAGUCUUAACUUGAUAUUUAUUAUCUUUUUUGAAUUCUAGUCUUAAACUAUUCGUUCCGACCGUAUUAAUAAAAAUUUACAAUCAAAACUGAAAUUAUACAUUUGUAUCUUUUCUUCUAUAAUAAAAAGUAUCGAAUAUUUGUAUAUUUAUAUUAAAUUUAUAUUUAUUACACACGUUAGGCUCUCUUUCUCUCUUAUAUUCUUGUUGCUACAUUUCAUCUCGCGCUCGAGAGGAGACGCAAGCUAAAGCUGCCAAAGAUUGACAAACGCUUACUCGCCAAACAUUUGCUCGAUUCUAGUUUGUACAGAUCUGUCGACUACACUCUGCACUAUAUAUCAGUGAUAUGCAAAAUCGUAUUUUGUACUUAGCGUGUAUGAAUUAUUUAUACAAAGCAUAGACAUUCAUAACCGUAACUCGAAAACUGUUUAGAGAGAAAUACAUGGGGAAAAUUUGUAUCCGUUUACACCGAGUAUUUCUUAUAAGAAGACUGUGUGACAAAUUGAGGAGAAAAAUCGUCUUUUUUUAAGUGCAAUGACAUGCAUUAGCAUGAUUAUAACAAAGCUAAAUAGCAAGAUGAGAUAUCGAAAAUCUGUUCCUCUUAACUGUGUUGCAUUAUGUACUUAAUAUAGCUAUGAAUUUCAUACUU